Molecule: messenger RNA, 1115 nt
Organism: Nicrophorus vespilloides
Lineage: Eukaryota; Metazoa; Arthropoda; Insecta; Coleoptera; Silphidae
Product: frequenin-1
Molecular function (GO): calcium ion binding; calcium sensitive guanylate cyclase activator activity
Source: RefSeq, a predicted model, not a curated record
GACGGGUCCAUCGAGUUCGAGGAAUUCAUCCGGGCCCUUUCGGUGACGUCACGGGGAAAUCUGGAUGAAAAGCUGCACUGGGCGUUCCGGCUGUACGACGUGGACAACGACGGUUUCAUCACGAGGGACGAAAUGUACAACAUCGUCGACGCUAUUUACCAGAUGGUGGGUCAGCAGCCGUCGGAGGAUGAAAAUACGCCUCAGAAGAGGGUGGACAAGAUCUUCGACCAGAUGGACAAGAACCACGACGACAGGUUAACCUUGGAGGAGUUCAGGGAGGGAAGCAAAGCCGAUCCGAGGAUUGUGCAAGCUCUGACGUUGGGCGGGGAAUAGCAUAAGGAGGAGGGCAUCCAGCCCGAGCAGCUCUGACGACGACGAUCGCAAGAUCCAACCUAGUUGGUUCACAGGCCAACGUCACCAGAGCUGCCGGUCUUCGGAGAGCCCGGAAGUGCGCGUGCACUCUCUCAACCAACAUCAGAAAAGGCCGCGAAGCAGCAUGUCAAUUUCCGUAAAAUUUCCUUUCCGUUUCCGGCCUUCGUCGCGCGUACACAACUUCUGUUUUCCUAAUUUUCUUUAUAUCUCUCUCUCACACUCACUCAAACUAUCCUUCCUCUUCACACGCUCUCUCUUAGUCUCCGUACGUUCUGGUUUUCUUUCAAUUUCAAAAGGGACAAUCAUUAGGACCGGUUUUCGCGAAUAGUUCAUCCCCCGGAAUCAACAAAGAUAUCACCAGCUUUUACCGCAACUUCUUACAACAAAGUUUCUUACAACACUUCUUCGGGGUGGAUUCAAGUUUGGUAAAGUUGCUCCGAUACGUCCCAACACUAAUUGGAUUCGCGCAGCACGGAAAACUUGCAAAGAUUAAAGAACUUGUCGAAACUUCAUUUCUAAAAAAACAGAAAUCAUCAAUUGAAAUUUUAAAAGAAAAAUAUUAGUAUCUUGAUUUGAAUCGAUUAUUUCACCCCGAAGAACGAAGAUUCAUUUCUUUAUAAGUGAAAAAAAAGUAAACGAGAAACUCGCGAGUUGAGGGAGAGAAAUGUUUCUAACACCAUAAUAAUAUGUAAAACGUAAUAAAUUUGAUAUGUAAUUCUAUAAAUAAUAUUUUGAAGAUUAAU